CAGGUUGGGCUGGCGGGACCUGCCGCCCCUCGAGAGCCGGCGCACAAUGGCUGACAAUAAAGCGAAGUCGACCAAACCUGUGAAUAAGACUCCUCCAAAGUCUCCUUCAGAUCCAGCAAAGGACCGAGCAGCAAAACGAUUAUCCUAUGAUUCGAACAGCUCCCAUGAGGGAGCUAUGGCAGGAGAAAUAAGUGCUCUGGAAGAAGCCUUUAGAAAAUUUGCCAUCCAUGGUGAUACGAGAGCCACAGGAAAAGAAAUGCAUGGGAAGAACUGGUCAAAGCUAUGUAAGGACUGUCAUGUGAUAGAUGGGAAGAACGUGACAAUCACAGAUGUUGACAUUGUCUUCAGUAAAAUCAAGGGAAAGUCUUCCAGAACUAUCACUUUUGAGCAGUUUAAGGAAGCUCUUCAAGAACUCUCCAAGAAGCGAUUCAAAGACAAGAGUGAUGAGGAAGCAGUUCAAGAAAUAUAUAAACUAAUUGAAGGAAAAGCCCCGAUUAUAUCUGGAGUAACGAAAACCAUUUCAUCUCCAACUGUAUCGCGCCUUACAGAUACAUCAAAAUUCACGGGUUCUCACAAAGAGAGGUUUGAUCCCAGUGGGAAAGGAAAAGGCAAAGCUGGCCGAGAAGAUCUGGUGGAUGCUUCAGGAUAUGUAUCUGGCUAUAAGCAUGCAGGCACAUACGAUCAUAAAGUACAAGGAAGCAAGUAAGGCUGAGGGUUUACAACACAGAGGGAGAAAGAGAGGGGAAAAGAGAAUAUAUUUGUAAGAAUGAUGUAGAUGAAUCCCACAUGUUUUGGUUAUUGUGAAUGCUAAGACUAUGUUGUCAAGAAGUUGUUUUCAGGAACUGGAACUGAUUUCAACAUCUGCUGAGCUAUUUGCAGCACAACGCCACUUCAUUACAUUCCUCAUGUGUAUAUUGGCAAAAAUAAACAUAUCGGUACAAAAAUUACAUCUUUUUGUUGAGCUUUAGACAAAAAAAAGAAAAAAAUAAAGUCGAGAGCAGUUUAUACCACACUUUGUCAAUUCAAGCGAAAGAUCUCAAACAUUCCUAAAUGUCCAGUUGCCCUGAGGAUGUCAAAGAGAACCUCUUGAAAAGAGGGUCUUUCAUAGCAGUCUUUCUGAAGAAUAUCCCAUUAUUUAUGCAGUUUGAUUUGACUACUGUUUUGGGGCUUUUUUAAAAUGUCUUAUAUGGGAUCUGGCACUUUCCUUAAAACAUUCAACAAUAUACUAUUGGGGAGUAAGUGGUUGUAAUAUGCAAGGUGCUAGCCUGUAAAUGUCAUACACCAUGCAUGAAAAAUGGGGAAAAAAAAAAAGCUAUUUCUAGGACAAUAUAGGUUCUAAAGUAUUUUAUGUCAACAGAAAGAGAUGGAAAAUACCAGCCCUUACUUUCCUCCUGUCUAUACUUUGUGCUUGUUACUGUGUGUACUGUAGCAUGGUUCUGACUGGCUGGAUUUGGACAGAGCUAUUGUACUAACCUGAGAGGUGAGGAACAAGACAUUACUAAGAAAGUCUAUUAAAGCUUUUUGCAGUCUGUU
Gymnogyps californianus (California condor) is the source of this 1533-nucleotide messenger RNA. It is a transcript of the gene TPPP, whose product is annotated as tubulin polymerization promoting protein. Gene Ontology annotation, cellular component: microtubule. NCBI's taxonomy places the organism in Eukaryota, Metazoa, Chordata, Aves, Accipitriformes, Cathartidae. Gene Ontology annotation, molecular function: heme binding; tubulin binding; electron transfer activity. The record is from RefSeq and is a predicted model, not a curated record. Gene Ontology annotation, biological process: microtubule polymerization; positive regulation of protein polymerization; microtubule bundle formation. The transcript is spliced from 4 exons. The coding region runs from base 47 to 706 and encodes 219 amino acids.